Messenger RNA from Cyprinodon variegatus (sheepshead minnow), 1071 nucleotides. RefSeq names its product protein Wnt-8a-like. Bases 1 to 1071 code for a protein of 356 amino acids. NCBI's taxonomy places the organism in Eukaryota, Metazoa, Chordata, Actinopteri, Cyprinodontiformes, Cyprinodontidae. Gene Ontology annotation, biological process: neuron differentiation; cell fate commitment; canonical Wnt signaling pathway. Gene Ontology annotation, cellular component: extracellular region. Gene Ontology annotation, molecular function: cytokine activity; frizzled binding. The record is from RefSeq and is a predicted model, not a curated record. The transcript has 6 exons.
AUGGCGCAUCUGAAUGUCCUCCCAGCCACGGUCUUCUCUAUGCUCUGUCUUUUCCAACAUGCUUCCACUUGGACAGGGAAUAAUUUCCUCAUGACCGGCCCAAAGGCGUUUCUGACCUACGCCAGCAGCGUGCAGAUGGGCGCGCAGAGCGGAAUAAAAGAGUGCAAACACCAGUUCGCUUGGGAGAAGUGGAACUGUCCAGAAAGCACGCUUCAGCUGUCCACGCUGAACGGCCUCCGCAUCGCCACAAAGGAGACGUCGUUUGUGCACGCAAUCAGCGCCGCUGGAGUGAUGUACACGCUCACCAAGAACUGCAGCAUGGGGGACUUUGACAGCUGCGGCUGCGAUGACACAAGGAUUGGACAGACAGGAGGCAGAGGAUGGAUCUGGGGAGGAUGCAGCGACAAUAUAGCGUUUGGAGAAAAGAUUUCCCGGCAGUUUGUUGACGCCCUGGAAGACGGACAAGAUUCACGCGCAGCAGUAAAUCUCCACAACAAUGAAGCAGGAAGACUGGCGGUCAAAGCAACUAUGAGGAGGGUCUGCAAAUGUCAUGGAGUUUCUGGAAGCUGCAGCAUCCAAACCUGUUGGAUGCAAUUAGCCGAGUUCAGAGAGGUGGGGAACUAUCUGAGGAUGAAGCACCGGAACGCCAGGAAGCUGGAGGUGGACAAGAAGCCAGUGAGAGCUGGUAACAGCGCGGGGAGCAGGACGACCAUAGCGCACGCCUUUCGGAGCAUCGCCAAAACGGAGCUAGUUUACCUGGAGGAUUCCCCCAAUUACUGCAUGAAGAACCAGAGCCUGGGGGUGCAGGGCACAGAGGGGCGGGAGUGCCUGAAGGGCGACAGGACCAUGCCUCAGUGGAAGAGGAGGAGCUGCCGCCGGCUGUGCCAUGAAUGCGGCCUCAGAGUGGUGGAGAGGCGCACUGAGGUGGUCAGCAGCUGCAACUGCAAGUUUCACUGGUGCUGCACCGUCAAGUGUGAACGGUGCACACAGAUUGUCACUAAAUAUUACUGCUCGCGUAAAGAUGGUGCGAGGAAACAGCAGAAUAAAACAAAGCGCAAACCGCGACACUGA